Theobroma cacao (cacao) is the source of this 2688-nucleotide messenger RNA. Lineage: Eukaryota; Viridiplantae; Streptophyta; Magnoliopsida; Malvales; Malvaceae. The record is from RefSeq and is a predicted model, not a curated record.
CAUGAAGAUGAUGAACCGUCUCAUGAUGAUCAGGUCGGAGACCAAUAUGAUGGCUAUGAAAGCAACGGUGGCCGGCACGUAAAUAUGAAAAGAAAGAGACGUGACGAUGAGGGGGAGGAGGAGGAGGAAGAGGAAGAGGAAGAAGACGACGAAUAUGAUAACGAUGAGGAGGAGGAUUAUUGCAGACGCAAAAGGAGAUCGUCCGUUAGGGAUUUCCUUGACGAUAUAGCCGCUGAAGCUGAUAGUGGCGAGGACGAGGAUGAUGAGGACGAUGCUGAGGAUGGUUUUAUAGAUGAUGAUGUGACUGAAUUACCAAAGGAAAAUAAAGAAAGGAUGCCUCGCCGUCCUUUCCUGCCAACAGAGGAUGAUCAAGAUGAUGUUGAAGAGAUGGCAAGAAGAAUUGAAGAGAAAUAUGGUUCCUUAAGUCGUCCAGAACAGUAUGAUGAAGGUUAUGGUGAAGAAACCACACAUGUUGAACAGCAAGCACUCCUGCCAUCCGUUAGGGAUCCAAAAUUGUGGUUGGUUAAGUGUGAAAUUGGACAUGAGAGAGAAGCUGCUGUCUGCCUGAUGCAAAAGUCAAUCGAUAGAACUGAAUUGCAAAUUAGUUCUGCCAUAGCCCUUGAUAAUCUCAAAAACUACAUAUAUAUCGAGGCACAAAAAGAAGCACAUGUGAUGGAGGCUUGCAAGGGUCUUCGAUAUUUAAAUCCCAAGAAGAUAAUGAUUGUGCCCCUAAAAGAAAUGGCCGGUGUUCUUUCAGUUAAAAGCAAACCCGUUGAUAUAUCCAAAGAUACCUGGAUACGAAUGAAGAUUGGAACGUACAAAGGAGACCUUGCAAAAGUUACAGAUGUUGAUGAUAUGCAGCAGAGAGUUACGGUGAAGCUAGUUCCACGGAUUGAUUUACAGGAAUUAGCUGAUAAAUUGGCAGGUGUGGAAUUUGUGAAGAAAGCAUUUGUUCCCCCCCCUAGGUUAAUUAACAUAAUUGAAGUCAGAGAAAAGAACAUACAUGUUGAGCGAAAGCGUGAUCCUUUCACCGGAGAGUAUUUCGAAAAAAUUGCUGGAAUGAUGUUCAAAGAUGGUUUUCUGUAUAAAUCAGUCUCCAUGAAAUCAAUUAGUUAUCAUAAUAUACAGCCAAGCUUCGAUGAGCUUGAAAGAUUUCUAAGGCCAGGGGAGAAUGGAGAUGGAAAUUUUUCCAAUUCUUUAUUAUCUGGAGAUACAAAAACGGAACACUUCUCGAAGGGUGAUAAGGUUCUUGUAGUAAGCGGCGAUCUCAAAAAUAUGAGGGGAAUCGUUGAGAAGGUAGAGGACGAGUAUGCUUGUAUUAGACCAGAUAUCAAGGAUUUGCCGGAAACUCUUACGUUCAAUGUUACAGAUCUUAGCAAGUUCUUUGAGACUGGGGAUCAUGUGAAGGUUGUCUCUGGUACUCAAGAAGGUGCAACUGGUAUGGUUACUAAAGUUGAGGGUCGUGUUCUUGUCAUUGUAUCUGAUGCAUCCAUGGAAGAGAUCCGUGUAUUUGCUCACUGUGUUAUGAAAAGCAGCGAAGUAACUUCUACAAACAACGGAAACAAGGACUAUCAGUUACAUGAUCUUGUUCUGCUCAAUGAUUCCAGCUUUGGCAUAAUCAUACGGGUGGAUGGAAAAGCUUAUCACGUGCUGAAAGGAACUCCAGAGCGAGCUGAGAUCGAAGUUCUAAUGUACCGAGAUAUCAAUUCCAAGAUUGAGAAGAUGGGAACUACAGAAGACAGAUUUAGAAACAGAAUCUCUGUUAAAGACAUUGCGAGGAUUGUUGAGGGGCCAUUUAAAGACCAGUUGAACACAUUUAUAAGCAUCCAUGAUCGCAAAAACAUUGAUCACGGAGGCUUUUUUUGUGUUAAAGCAAAGUCCUGUACCCUUUUGGGGGGUUUAUAUGCCAGAGGUGACAUAAGGGGUGGUGUCAUGGACUCACGAGUUUCAAGUUUAAGAUCACUUGCCUGCAUUCCCCGAUCCCCAGGGAGACCACAAAUUAGAAGAGAUGAGAGAAGAUAUCAAAGUGGAAGAAGAGGCCAUGAUUCCAUUGUUGGUACCAUGGUGAAAAUUUGCAAGGGUCACUACAAGGGAUCCCGUGGUCGUGUUGUAGACAUUAAAGGUCAGUCAGUCCGAAUUGAACUGGAGUCUCAGAUGAGGAUUGUAACAGUGGGUCGUAGUGAAAUUUCUGAUAAAGUCAAUGUUACAACGCCAGGCUGCGAUGCACCCCUAUAUGGUCUUGGAAGCGAGACUCCAAUGCGUGUGCAUGACUCCAUGAGAGAACCAGGUACACCAUUGCAUGAUGGCAUGAGAACGCCAAUGCGUAACUGGGCUUGGCAUCCUUAUGCAUCAAUGAGUCCUGCAAGGGACAGUUUCAGUCCUGCUUCACAACUAGAAAGAGCAGCUAGUCCGGCGUCUGGCUGGGCUAGCAGAAACUGUAGUGCUCCUGGAACUCCAAGAGAAAGCAGAACUCAUGCUAAUAGUGCAAAUAUAAUGAGGAGCCCUCCACUCCUGGUAGGCACUCCAUGAGAUGAAGAGCGAUGUGGCUUGAAGUAGAUAAUGGAUCUCAAAAAAAUUAUGUAAAAUGCUUUGCAAAGAUGGCAGGAUACUAUAAUGACAACUGAUUGUUGCCUAAUAUUUCUAUGAUUUUAUUUAUACUUACCUUGGUGAAGGAUCCUCGUUGAUCAA